ACGCGAAUCGUCAAACUGCAUCACGAGGCAAACCCUAACUUGGAAUCCUGAAGAGAAGCGAAAAAGAGGAAGGCCAAAGAACACAUUGCGUCGGAUAAUAGAAGCAGAUAUGAAAACGAUGAAUUACAACUGGACGGAGCUAGAAAGGAUUGCCCAGGACAGGGUUGGAUGGAGAAUGCUGGUGAGCGGCCUAUGCUCCUUCACGAGGAGUAACAGGCGUAAGUAAGUAAGUAAGUGGCUUUGAAUCACAUUCUAAGUAUUCGGACGAGUGAUACUACAAGGUUAAUCAAAUUGAAGUAGAUGAAGCGGGUUUCGAACCCAUAAUUUAGUGGAUGAAAGUCGAAUGUACUAACCAUAGAUAAGGACAGGUUGAUAGUUAAUACCUUCAAGUGACAUGUCUUUGAAAUUUUGAUAAAAUGUAUGCUAACCAUAGAAUAUAGAUCAAUGACAUUUUUAUAAAGCUAUUCAAUUUACCACAGUUAUAUAGUGGUAUUGAGUUCUUUACUUUAUAAUUGGUUAAUAUAUGAACACCGUUGAAUACCGGCUCAGUGGUCUAGUGGUUAAUCGCUCACGCGCAAGACUGACAGGUCCUGGGUUCGAAUCUCGUGAGGCAGGAUCAUGGGUGCGCACUGCUGAGGAGUCCCGCAAAGGGACGAAACGGCCAUCCAGUGCUUCCAGAUUUCCUAUGGUGAUCUAGCUUCAAUUAAUUCAUAAUCUCAACUAUUGAAAUUAAUAUACUAUCAACAAAACCAAUGUCUGAUAUUAAUAUAUACCAAUCUUGGACGGUGUUUAGACCACAAUGUUAAUUAAAUUCUUUCAGUCUAGUCAAAAUGUAAUCAUCCUACUGAGUAACUUGGGACAGCAAUACAUUUUAUGAAGUAUUUCAUGAAUAAAGAGAUUGAGUAAUAAAUUUGAAAUGACUUGAGCUUUGAUAAAUGUCAGCAAAGAAACUAAAGGUUCUCAUAAGAUUCAAACCCAAUUCACUGAAUAUGUUGAAGUUAAACAUAUGAACAAUUAAGCGUUGGCUUGAUCGUCUAAAGAAUAAAUUCUCACAAUUAGACAUGAUGGUGCUAGGUUCUAUCUGUGAUGAGUUCGUUGAUAAACACUGUUAUAGAGGUUCAUGACAGAAUGAAAAAGAAGUCCAAUGCUUUCCGAUUUUUAAUGGUCAUAUAACUAAAGGUAAUCCAUUGAACAACUAUGUAAGUUUUCUAUUAUUCAUGUUUUAAAUUUGAUUUGCAUUCAAAAAUUGACUUUAGCUAGAGAAUCAAAGAGUAAGGAAUAAUUAUUAUGUCACAUUAUGGAACUCUUCAAUAGUACAUCUUCCAUAAUCAGAGAUGAAUAGUGGCUAGUAGUGAAAUCCAGGAUUUAUGUUCCGUCUUGUUUAGGACAUGUCAGCUGGAUGUACCUACAUCCCAGGGUUAAUGUGCUCACUGGGAGUUGAACUCAGCAUCAUUCUCUCCAAAUGCUAUCAAGUUAUCCAUGUAACUACUGAGUCCAGAGAGCCACUAGCUUGUGUAAUAGCGUGAGGUUUAUGUCAUAUUUGUAUUGUAUUUUUUCAACCUCCCCAUUGAUGUUUAUCCUUUGAAUUACUUUUUCUGGUUAGCGUUUUUUUUAGCAAGUUAGUCUUCUACGGGAUGGGAUCGCUAAACCCAUGCCCAACUCCUCUCCUUUAUCCAAGAUUGGGACAGGCAGUAGCCCCAGAGAGGCUCCAGAUGUCUACCCAGAAUACUUCGGAUUCGUUGGCCAGAUACUAUCAGCAGCAAUCUACUAUGGGAGAGGAAAAACCAGAUUCCAACAGAGGAAGAAAUCAGGAAGAAUCACUGGAAAUGGAUAGGACACGCAUUGAUGAAAGCACCCAAUUGUAUCACAACACAAGCCCUCACUUGAAAUCCUCAAAUCCAAAGGAGAAGAGGAAGACCAAAGAACAAAUUACGCCUUAAAAUGGAGAUAGACAUGAGAAGAAUGAAUGACAAUUGAAUAGAACUAGAAAGAAAGGCCUAGAAUAGAAUGGGUUGGAGAAUGUUGAUCGGCAACCUCUACUCGAUUAGGGGGUAACAUGCAUGGUGGUUGGAGGUAGUCAACAAGAAACCCUAGACCCAAGUUUCGUACUACUUGGCACACGUCCGCAUGGUGUACCUGUAAUCUUAAGGGAACUGGCCACAUCGUAACUUGAUCGAUCGCAUUCGAUCUACACUAAGAAGGACUUGACAUACAUGACCUUGAUCACCACCCAGUGAUCAAUCAAUUGUGAGUGUUUUGUAUACCAUAUUGGCUUGAAACUAAAUUUGGAAUGUGGAUUUUGUCCUGUAUAUAUGACUUUGUGAUUAUGAAUCAAACCUGGGAAUUAUAGGCUUCUUAUCAAGAACAUUAUCUUCAGAUCUAUAGUUCGGCAUCCAAUAGACCGCAUUUCUUACUUCGGUCAAUUCGUGAUACACAAAUAAAAAAUAUUCCUCUACUGAAUCAUGAUUCACAUAGCGCUAUACAUUAUCUCUACCUUUAUCGCAACUUCAAAUAAUUAUCAGACUGGGGAAUUGCGGAGAUUAUUAAUAAUUUUAACAGUUGAAUUCAUUAGUCGAUUUAAAACUUGGAAGCACUGGACGGCCAUUUCGUCAUAGUAUGGGACUUCUCAAAAGUGCGCAUCCACGAUCCCGCAUGUGGGACUCCGACCUAGGACCUUCAGUCCCGCGCGUGAACGUUUAAACUGUUGACCACCGAGUUGGCAUUCACCGAUUUUAAUGUCAAACUUCAAUCGAUCCACGAUCUUGAGCAGGCCUUUAUUCAUUAUGUAUGUGGAUAACUGUUUAACACCAGGCAUGGAUUUUUAUUUAUUUAUUUAUUUUAACACAGAUAUUGGUACAAGGAGGCACCAAAUACAUAUGCGCCACACAAAACUCAUUUGAUAUGUAUGAGGGCUGUGAUACUUACCGGGUGCCCGAACGGAAGCAAGUGGUUUUCUUAGGUGGCCACACCUCGAGCCUUCGACCUGAAGGUCUGAUCCACAAGGCAGUGGAGCAACGUAAGGAGAUGCAGUCCCAUGGUAGUCGGUGACCAACGAUUGGUCAAUACGCCAUUCGUUCCUUUAGGAUACUGGAGCCCAUGUGCACCAUUAGUUUGGAACUAGGGUUUACCAACUCUCCUAGGUGGAUCCUCCGUAUCCACCGACUCGGUUAAAGCGCCGGGUAUUCGCUCUUCGUCCUCUCAAUUUCGUAAACAACAGUAAUGCUGCGAGAAGGCAGUGAGUAGGACUUCCGUGGCAGUGGUCAUAUACGCGUGGCCAUGUUAGAGCAUUUGGAGAGGGAGGGUGGACUCUCCCCACUAUCGGCCGUACUAAGACAUUUGGGGGCAUGGAUUGGAUUUCACUGGUCAUGGUUUAGGAGUUCCGUACUAGGACGAAACGAUCGUCCAGUACUUCUAAGUUUUUAAUGGUGGUCUAGUUUAAAUCGACUUGUGAAUUCAAUUGUUGAAAUAAUUAUCUGAAAAUAUCUAUUAAAAAAGUGCUUUAAUUACCAAGAAUAAAAGAUUCGUGGCUGAAAAUCUACUUAUUUUAGUGAAAUAUGAAAUGUUGGAAUUUCCCUGCCGAAACAUAUGGGACCAGAAUCUUUCGGUCCUCUCUAUAGAAUGAUAAGUGAUCACUUUUGAAGUUUUGUACAUAACACAAGGAACAGACAUUCAAUGGUCAGUAGGUUUUAGGUGAUAUCAAUUCAUAGUAUCAUGUAUGUUCAAACGUAUACAUAGUAGUGACAAACUAUGUAAAUUAUAUUUCAUAGUAUAAGCUGAUGAAUUUGUAGAAUGAACUAUAUUAGACAACCGGUGAAACUUAAGAAGUAUUAGAUACUAGUUUCGUUCUAAUAUAGAACUAUUUAACAAUGUUUUAUCCCCACAAUCAACAUCUAUGAUAUAUCUCAAGAAAUUUAAACCUCUCAGAAAGUGUUAUAAUUAUUAUCUCUUUUGAGUUUUAUUAGAUAGACAGUUACCUGGGGAAUAAUGAAGAAGCUUUUGUUAUCAGUGCAUGAAACAAGGUAAAUAUUAAGUUUGUUUAUUGGAUCCAUAAUGAAUUCUAGUUACAUAUUAAAUGAUAAACAGAGAAUGCGUUGACAAAGUUCCACAAGAAAGAUAAAACCGUAAAAAUAGAUGAUUUUGAUGCUUACAAAGUAAUGCUUCGAUAAUAUGUAUGUGUGUAUGUGUGUUAGUCUGUAAACGGAAGAGAGAAAGGAUGGUUUCACUUGAAUAUUUGUCUAAAUGAUUAACUCCCUGUAUUAUGCCAAAAAAAGGGAGAGGGUACAGCCGUAAAUCUGAACCAGUUUAUUUGUAUUCAUUCAUCAUUUGCUUCUUAUGUAAACAACAUUUGGAUAUUUAUUAUUUUACACUUUCUUAAUUCUGAAUAUGUUCUCUGAGUUGGAUGGUUUGGUUAUGUAACUUCUACCUGAAGUUUGUGUUGAUGAUAUUAUUCAAAAGAACGAUGAUAACUCAAUGACUAAAUCAUCCAGCUAAGAGAACAAAACUCUAUCAAAAUGAAAAAGAUCUACAUCACUGUGAUCGAUUUGAAACCAAUAUCAUUCAUGAUUCAUUUAGAAUUCAUGCUACUUCAUAGUAAUAUGGUGGAAUCAGAACAAGUUACGAUAUUUAGUAGUUGAAUUCAUAAGUCAAUUAAAGCUAGACUACCAUAGAAAACUUGGAAACAUUGGACGGCCAUUUUACUUAUUUAUUUAUUUUUAAACAUAGAUAUUGGUACAAGGAGGCACCAAAUAUAUAUGCGCCACACAAAUCUCACUCGAUAUGUGUGAGGGCUGUGAUACUACUGACCGGGUGCCCAAACCGAAGCAGGUGGUUUUAUUAGGGGGCCACACCCAGAGCCUUUGACCUAAAGGUUUGAUCCACAAGGCAGUGGAACAUCGUAAGGAGAUGCAGUCCCAUGAAAGCCGGUGACCAACGAUUGGUUCAUACGCCAUUUGUUCUUUGAGGAUACUGGAGCCCAUGUGCACUAUUGGUUUGGGAUCUGGUUAAAGCGACGAACAUUCGCUUUCCGUCCUCUCAUUUUUGCAAACAACACCCUCUGCACGAGAAGGCAGUGAGUGGGACUUCCGUGGCAGUGGUCAUAUACGCGUGGCCAUGUGAGAGCAUAUGGAGAGGGCGAGUGGACUCUCUCCACUCUCAACCGUACCAGGGCAUUUGGGGGCGACCAUUUAGUCCUGGUAUGAGAGAUUCCUUAGUUAUGAUAUAUUCAAUUUGAUAUAAAUGAUUGAUAGGCAUUAUAUUGUGUUCAUUUU
Molecule: messenger RNA, 5267 nt
Organism: Schistosoma haematobium
Lineage: Eukaryota; Metazoa; Platyhelminthes; Trematoda; Strigeidida; Schistosomatidae
Exons: 2
Coding region: 1635-1940 (101 amino acids)
Source: RefSeq, a predicted model, not a curated record